UUUACAGACAAUUAUCCACCACGUGCUCAAGGUACUCUAAAACCACUGUAUGUCGCUAGAUUAGGAGAUAUAAAACGGUUAAGAUGUGCUGUGACAGGGCUUCCACCACCAAAUAUCACAUGGAUUAAAAACGACCAGCCUUUGCACCAGUCUGAGAGGAUAAGAAAGCUAAACAAGAACAAAACUAUUAAGAUCAAAGGAGUCCGACUUGAUGACCAAGGCAACUACACCUGUAUUGCUGAAAAUCCUCUCGGUAAAGUCAACCUGACGCUCCAGCUAAACGUGCGUCAUGAUGAAAUUCGGACAACUACUGGUUCACCACUAGCAACUAAAAGACCCACAACUAAGCAUCAGGCUAGAGGUAGGCAAUCAUAUAAGAUCUACAGAGAAGCACCUCAUCAUGAGUUUGUUCAUAAUGGUUCAACCUUCUUGAUUUGCAGAACCAACCCUAAUACUUUGGUGGCUAUUUAUAAGUUUGACUUAAAAAUGAAAAAAAAAAUUGGACUGCAGAAACGCUUUCGGCCACUUUUUGUCACUGUACCCUAAGCUCAGAUCAUACACCCUCGAGUACGUACAAGUAUCUAAACCGGCAUAAACUUUUCUUUUUGUAAGAAACCUUUUUUUUAUAAAAACGUUCAGGCUGGAAUAAAACAAAAUUUUUAAAACAAACUAAGAACACACCCAGGCUGAGAGUCAGUGAAGGACGUCUAUAUUUUGCCCCUUUUUGUGAGAAGUAUAAAUAAAUAAAUGUAAAAGAAAUGUAAAACUCUGGUCUAACGAAACAAUAACCUAAAAACUUAAGGAUAUUUUCAAUAUUAGCAAUGUCUUUAUCUUAUUGCACGAUACACUGAACAUCAAUUCGGUUUGCAGUCUAACUUAAUCGAUUCAUUGAAAUACUAUACUACGCUCAAAUCACAAAAAAAUUGGAACGUUCAGUCCCAGCCCCAAAAUUACGCCUUGUUAUAAAAAAAAGUGUAUCCUAACAAGAAUAAGUACCGUUAUUUCUCCCUGACCACAAUUUUGGAGAUACGUACAAGGUUUUUGGAAACGAUCUCUCUUUUUUCAGAUUUAAUUACGAAUCUCAAGACUCCGGAAUCAAGUAAGUACCUGUCAUCUUGUAUAAUUAUUUUAGGUAACUCAUGGACAAUGGCUCAUUAGAAGAAGGUCAUUGCACUCGGCAAAACGCAUAUUUUUCCGUCAAUUCUAUUCCGAAAACUUACAAUGAAAUUUUAAAUGGAUCAUAUCGCCUUAUAGACCCAUACUAUUACAGGACCGUUCGAGUGAAAAUUAAUUAUGGUGUUGAGGUGACUAUUGUAAAUGUGACCGAGGAGGAUUUUGGACUCUACACUUGCUUGGUGAGCAAUCAUAUUGGCAACGAUUUCAGUAGUGCAUUCCUCAUCAAAAAUGUGAAACCCACGGUUCCUGUGACAGGUCAGUAUCUGUUUAAAACACGGCGCAGCAAAUUUUCUCCUAUCCGCUCUUAGUCGAGCGACUGCCCUUUUAAAAGUAAUGCAUUUUGCAGAAAAUGUUACGUCCAUUCUUUGUUUUUGUAACUGGGAUUCAACACAUUUUUUCAUCUUGAGCCCUAUUGCCGAUGCACUUUACGACCCUUUUUUAGCGGAUUGUGGACCCUACUUUUUCGUUCAUUGGUAAAGUCGACUUUUCUUGUCAGCAAAGGCCUAUUGUGUCCAUAAGAAUAAUAAACAAAUAAUAAAUGGCCGCAAGAGAAUGUAGUAUAGAAGUUUAUAAUCUCUUGAUGGUUGCUUGUCGAUAUGGAAUUUCUCUCCUUGUUUUCAACUCCAAAUCUCAUUCGUUCGCUGCGCUCUCUCCUGAGAUAGCGAGUUGAACUCCAUAUCUACGCGUGCCCAUGUAUUAUUCUCUGAAUAGCGAACGAAAAGCGAUGCGUCAUAUGUGCAAGUACACAAUUACAUGACAACAGCAUAAAUUAGCGAAACAUUAUAGAGACAAGGUGGCAUCCACAGUAAUAUCAACAAUUUUUCACAAGCAAUUUAGGCUUAAGGACACGUAAUUUUUCAGAUCUCGAAAAUUUUUUAGCGUUUCAAAAUUUGGCUUCUGAUAUAGAUAUCAUGUAGUAGUCAUUUUAUAGCUUCAAGUGUCUUCAGUUCAAAAUUAUCUUCCCUUUUCUCAACAGCUAAACAUCGAUCAGCUCCGAUCCUACAGACAGGUUUGCCAAAGAACAAAACAGUGCAAGUUGGGGAUGAUGCAACAUUUACCUGUUUAGUUCCUGUUAGUGGUACUCUCCCGAAUUUCAGAUGGCUUAAAUGGAACACACCCGUCAAUUCUAUUCCAAAAACUUACAAUGAUAUUUUAAAAGGAUCAUAUCGCGUUAUGGACCCAUACUAUUACAAGACCGUUCGAGUGAAAAAUAAUUAUGGUGUCGAGUUGAAUAUUGUAAAUGUGACUGAGGACGAUUUUGGACUCUACACUUGCUUGGUGAGCAAUCAUAUCGGCGACGAUUUCCGUAGUGCAUUCCUCAUCAAAUAUAUGAAACCCACGGUUCCUGUGACAGGUCAGUAUCUGUUUAAAACACGACGCAGCAAACUUUCUCGUAUGCACACCUAGCAGAGCGACUGCCCUUUUAAGUGAAGCCUUUUUGUAUAGUCGCUGUAUGGUAUACUUCUCAGAAAACGUUCUUACUUAAUCAAACUUGAUGAUUUAGCUCGUUAACUCCGAAUUCUCCUGACCGUUUGCGACACAUUUCUUAGUUCUGAGAAUGCCAGUGGUCUUAAAUCAAACAAUAUCCCUAUUAUAUCUUCUAUCACAAGAAUUUAACGUUUCAGUGAAUCUAACUGUGAUAUACAUGAGGUGAUCCUUAAACUUCUGGGGGAAAAACGCAUGCAUGGCGAGUAACUAAAUGAAAAGAGUCGAUUUUCUACUUCUUUAGUCCCUGAACAUUUCCAAAUAGCUAACUGUUAUUGAAGCUACACGAUUAAACAUUAAUGCUUCUACGAAAUGUUUAGUGAUUCGCUACAAUUACAUACAGACCAACGCUCUUAGUUUCUCGCAUAUAAAAAUGUUAUUGUACUUGUGGAUAUUGCUCUUAUUCUUGAAAGAUGAACAAACUCACACAAUGGAGAAUUUAGGUGCUGUGGCGAUCAAAAGUAAUAAUUUCUUCUGGUGGACGCUUUAACAUCUUUUGUGCCAUGUCGAGGGAGGUGUCAUAUGAUUGUAACCAUGUCUUUCAAUGCAGCGAAGUCGAAGUCAAAAUGGGAAAUAGGCGCAUAAUGCGCAUGACUAGGAGUGAGGAAUCCUUAGUGUGCCCAUCUCCUACCACUUUUACUAAGAAAACACCAACAUAUAUAUGAAACUCAUGUUUUUCGAUUUUGACUUCGAUUUUUUCGUCAGAUUUGUCCUAACUUCUAUUGUUCCUACUGUCUAUGAUGAUAAGACAUGAUAACUUUGUAACGUAUUGUCAUUCAUCAGAUCAGAAGAUUCACGAUGCUCUUGUUUCUGGAAUCACCGCAGCAUUCGUGCUAAUUACUGUGGGUAUUUUAAUUGUUAUCUGUUGGCUUCUUCCAUCGAACCUAAUAAAAAAAUCCUUGAAACCUUCAGUUUCAUUGUCAAGUAAGUCUAAAUUAAAUUUGAAGGUUGGCAGCUUUAUUUAAGAGGUUUGACAAUAUUUUUGUUCAUCUUACUUUAUGCACGUAUUAGACUGAAAGCCGAAAGCUUGAACCAGAGAACGUCCUUUCUGGUCAUUAUAAACCAGCCAGUUAGCCCUCAUGUUCGCAUUGCUUUCAACGGGCUUGAUUAAAAGUUUUACUGUAACAAUUUUUGAACAUAAACCCCUUAGCUAAUAUCAUAUCCUUGUUUUCUUCUUUCAGAACCUACAUUUGAAUACGAUGCGUUCGUUAUUUUCAGCUCCCAAGAUUCGGAUUGGGUGGUUAAAACUCUUAUUCCAACUCUUGAGGAAAAACACCAUUUAAAAUGCUGUGUACAUUACAGAGAUUUCGCUCUUGGAGUACCUUUCCGCGAAAAUAUGGUCAACAGUGUUUACAAGUCUAGAAAAACAAUAGCUGUCGUGUCUAAGAACUUUUUUAAUAGCAAUUAUUGUGGUUCUGAAAUGGAUUAUGCCCUCCAUCGACUUAUGGAAAGGAGAGAUGAUAGUUUAGUCGUAAUCAAAAUUGAUGACGUUGAUAGAACAAAACUUCCUAAGGAGCUGCGAAAAAGAAGCUACAUAGACCUUCAAAAGUCUGUUGAAAAGGAUCACUGGGACAGAAAACUGGUUAAGUGUUUAACGCUUCCCAGCGAUCCGCCACAGAAACAAAUUCUGUAA
This is a messenger RNA of Pocillopora meandrina, 4294 nucleotides long. Lineage: Eukaryota; Metazoa; Cnidaria; Anthozoa; Scleractinia; Pocilloporidae. The record is from the annotation of a GenBank genome assembly.